UUUUUGAUUUUUUCAUACGAGAAAAGAGAAACAAUAUGAUGUGCAAACUAUUUUCUAAAAAAUGUGAGAGAGAAGUUUUUUAGAUGGAGAAAAAGGAAUUUUGAAAGAACUAAGGUAUUCAAAGUACACUGCACAACUCCACAAACAAACGUGGGGGAGAAAUCAUACCACUAAACCUUUCCCCACUUUGCAAACAUAAAAAGUAAAAAAAUGAAUGCAAAUUAUUUCUCAGUCCUCACUUAAAUCUUCGCUUGCUUCGUUCUCAAUUCAGGUUGUUCAUUUUGAGCUUCACUCCACUAUUAUUUUUCUCCCCUCCCCUGUAAGCUUUUAGAGAAAGUUCCCCUAGUUUUGCUUUGAGAUUUCUUUUGGUGGCAGAGAAGAAGUAUGAAGAAAUGUGACCAUGAAGACUACUCUAUAUCUGAGUUUGAUCCUUGCACAGAUUUUGAAGAGUUUUUGUCAGAAGCAAGAAAGAAUGUAACAAGCGAAGGUAUUCUUGGAGUUACAAUUACACCACCACAUCUUGAAGUAUCAAAUAAGAAAAAAACGAGAAACACAUCAUGGAAAAGAACACUGUUUUCAUGGUUAAAGAGAGAAAAGAAGAACAGUGAUAAAGGAUCACCAAAGAUGAACAUGUCCAAGCAAAGCAGUGGUUGUGUUUCUGGACCGGUACAUUGCCAUCGGAGUGCAACAUCAACUCCAAGGCCUCGGAAGACUCAAUCGGGACCCAUCAUGAGUCUCUUCUUCAAUGACGGCGGGGAGGAAGAUGGUAGGGUGCCAUAUAUGUCUCUUGAAAAGAUGAAGACUCCUAAGGUAGUUCAAUCCUAUGGACCUGUUUACUUGGUUACAUAGGAAAACCGCUGAUUGAAAAUGUGAUUUUGCUACAUUAAAAGAACAAAAGAUUGAUUCUUUAUUUUUUUUGUCUUCAAUCUCCAAUAUCUAUUUGUUUCCGAGCACACACACUUGAAAUGUAACUGGAAGCUUAAUCAGAACCAUCAAAUCUGCAACUUACCUAGCAAGGGUGCAAGAUUGAUUUAGUAAGUGUAAAAUUGCAAAGUAAAAGAGUUUGCAGUAGCAUUGAAAGCCG
Molecule: messenger RNA, 1084 nt
Organism: Cuscuta epithymum
Lineage: Eukaryota; Viridiplantae; Streptophyta; Magnoliopsida; Solanales; Convolvulaceae
Source: the annotation of a GenBank genome assembly